Caenorhabditis remanei is the source of this 339-nucleotide messenger RNA. RefSeq lists its product as uncharacterized. The record is from RefSeq and is a predicted model, not a curated record. Bases 1 to 339 code for a protein of 112 amino acids. The transcript has 2 exons. NCBI's taxonomy places the organism in Eukaryota, Metazoa, Nematoda, Chromadorea, Rhabditida, Rhabditidae.
AUGAAUAAACCUAAACAAGACUGGGGAGCAUAUUACUACCAAGGAAAACGAAAAAACGGGAAGACUCGAUUAAUGCUGGACGUUGUUCAUCAGAUGAAUCAAGCAGUUCCUACAUUUAACGAACUAUUUGAUGAGGAAUCUUUCUACGUAUUCGUGUUUCUCGUUAUCGUUUUAGCGAUUCUUUUUGUAAUAAUUAUGGCGAAAUGCUGUAAAGUUAAAAUAACCGAAUAUGACAUCGAUAUAGACAGAGAAUGGAGAGACAUGACGCCUGCAAACCCCUUCCGUUUUCCAUGGGAUGAUGCUAAAAAGAAUGAACAGGCCAAGUUGAAGAAAGACUGA